UCUUAUUUCUCUCUCCAGAAAGUUUGGCGGAAGGUUUUGGAUUCUCUGUAGCUAGCAGCAAUGGUGACGGUCAAGAAGACGAAGAAGACCCAUGAGAACAUCAACAACAGGCUCGCUCUCGUUAUGAAGAGCGGAAAGUAUACGCUCGGCUAUAAAACCGUGCUACAUACGCUCAGAAACUCGAAAGGAAAACUUAUAAUUCUUUCAAAUAACUGCCCGCCUCUGCGGAAGUCUGAGAUCGAGUACUAUGCGAUGCUCUCUAAGGUCGGCGUUCACCAUUUCAAUGGAAACAAUGUUGACUUAGGCACAGCAUGUGGUAAAUAUUUUCCCGUCUCAUGCCUCAGCAUUAUCGAUCCAGGUGAUUCUGAUAUCAUUAAAACACUGCCUGGUGAGCAAUGAGUGAGAUAGCCUUUAGAUUGCAAGGAAGUCAAGAGUGUAACUACCUUGUUGAGAUUGUGAUAAUUGAUGCUAUCUGUCAUGUACCUUCAUUGGCAAUUAGGUUUUGAUUAAGGCUUAGAUGCUACUACUAGUUCGAAGAGCUCUUUCAAAUUUAAA
This is a messenger RNA of Telopea speciosissima, 555 nucleotides long. Its product is annotated as 60S ribosomal protein L30-like. Gene Ontology annotation, cellular component: cytosolic large ribosomal subunit. Gene Ontology annotation, molecular function: structural constituent of ribosome; RNA binding. The transcript has 5 exons. The coding region runs from base 61 to 399 and encodes 112 amino acids. NCBI's taxonomy places the organism in Eukaryota, Viridiplantae, Streptophyta, Magnoliopsida, Proteales, Proteaceae. The record is from RefSeq and is a predicted model, not a curated record.